Messenger RNA from Myotis brandtii (Brandt's bat), 939 nucleotides. Its product is annotated as olfactory receptor 7D4. Lineage: Eukaryota; Metazoa; Chordata; Mammalia; Chiroptera; Vespertilionidae. The coding region runs from base 1 to 939 and encodes 312 amino acids. Gene Ontology annotation, cellular component: membrane. Gene Ontology annotation, biological process: G protein-coupled receptor signaling pathway. Gene Ontology annotation, molecular function: G protein-coupled receptor activity; olfactory receptor activity. The record is from RefSeq and is a predicted model, not a curated record. The transcript has a single exon.
AUGGAAGCUGAAAACCACACAGAAGCAUCACAAUUCCUCCUCCUGGGUCUCUCAGAUGACCCUAAACUGCAGCCCCUCCUCUGUGGAGUGUUCCUGUGCAUGUACCUGUUCACUGUGCUUGGAAACUUGCUCAUCAUUGUGGCCAUCAUCUAUGACUCCCACCUGCACACAGCCAUGUACUUCUUCCUCUCCAACCUGUCCUUUAUUGAAAUCUGUUUCACCUCCACCACGGUCCCAAAGAUGCUGGUGAAUGUCCAGGCACAGAGCAAAGACAUCUCCUACAUUGGGUGCCUCAUUCAGGUGUAUUUUGUUAUGAUAUUUGCUGGAAUGGACAGCUUCCUCCUGACUGUGAUGGCCUAUGACCGGUAUGUGGCCAUCUGCCAACCCCUGUACUACAUGGUCAUCAUGAACCCACGCUUCUGUGGCAUUCUGGUUCUGAUAUCUUGGCUCAUCAUUUUCUGGGUCUCCCUGCUUCACAUUCUACUGAUGAGGCGGCUGACCUUCUGUGUAGGCACUGAAAUCCCACAUUUUUUCUGUGAACUGACUCAGAUCCUCAAGGUGGCCUGCUCUGACACUCACAUCAAUAACAUCGUCUUGAAUGUGGCUACUGCCCUCCUGGGUGUGAUUCCUCUCACAGGAAUUCUGUUUUCUUACUCUAGGAUUGUCGCCUCUGUAAUGAGAAUAUCCUCUGCAGGAGGGAAAUAUAAAGCAUUUUCCACCUGUGGGUCUCACCUCUCUGUGGUCUCCUUGUUCUAUGUGACAGGCCUGGGGGUCCACCUCAGUUCUGCUCUGACCCAUUCGUCCCUACAGAACUCAAUUGCCUCAGUCAUGUACACUGUGGUCACCCCCAUGCUGAACCCCUUCAUCUACAGCCUGAGGAACAAGGAUAUGAAGGGGGCUCUGAGAAGGCUCUUCAACCUAGUAACAUCUUGUCUGUGA